UCCGGCUCAACCACUAAGUUAUCACAUAAACUUGAUCAAUGAUUAAACGAAUUUAAAAUGAUGUGUUUCAACAGGUUGAGGGGUCAAAUUGAUCAGAGGUUAUGUAAAAGGGUGUAUAAUACAGACUCAAAUAAAUAUAAAAAUCUAAAAAACCAUUUCGCCCUUUUUUUAUCGGUCUAUAAGUAGAACACGAUGUUGCAGGUCAAUAAAUGACGUCUAUAAUAAACAACUUUUCUUUCUACUAUAGUUCACCUAUAAGUACUCCUCCUGUGGGUAGUAAGAUAACAAUGGCAAUAUCCAAGGAAAACGGCGAACUCCUCCAUGUGCUUUUCCUUCCCUACUUGUCCGCUGGUCAUUUUAUUCCCACGGUCAACGCUGCAAGGCUCUUCGCCUCCUGCGGUGUCAAAGCGACCAUCCUCACUACCCCACAUAAUGCCUUACUUUUCCAAUCUACCAUUGAUGACGACGUCCGAAUUUCCGGCUAUAACAUCUCUAUCGUAACUAUUAAGUUCCCCGCCGAUGAAGUUGGCUUGCCUGAAGGAAUUGAGAGCUUCAAUACUGCCACUUCACCUGAAAUGUGCCACAAAAUAUUUCACUCUCUUUUUCUUUUACAGAAGCCAAUGGAAGAAAAAAUUCGUGAAAUCCGUCCUGGUUGCAUAUUUUCCGACAUGUACUACCCUUGGACCGUCGAUCUUGCUAAUGAGCUGAAAAUCCCUCGUAUCUUGUACAACUUGUCUGCCUACAUGUGCUACAGCAUUAUGCACAACCUUAAACUUUACAGACCUCACCAGCAGCUCAAGCUGGAGGAAUCCCAAAGUUUCGUGGUUCCUGGUUUACCUGAUAAGAUAGAGUUCAAAGUAUCCCAACUUACAGAAGAUCUGAGAAACACUCCCGAUGGCAAAAAGAGUGUUUUUGAGGAAAUUCUCGACCAAGUACGAGAUUCCGAGGACCGAAGCUAUGGCAUCGUUCAUGACACCUAUUACGAGCUAGAACCUGCGUAUGUUGACUACUAUCAGAAAUUAAGGAAACCCAAAUGUUAUCAUUUCGGUCCCAUCUCCCACUUUGCAUCCAAACUCCGAAGUAAGGAACUAAUUGCUGACCAUAACAGCAACUUCGUUGUAGAGUGGUUGAAUCACCAGAAACCUAAAUCAGUUCUGUAUGUCUCUUUCGGGAGCAUGGCUAGAUUUCCAGACAACCAACUCCGUGAAAUCGCCCUCGCUCUCGAUGCGUCAAGAGUCCCUUUCAUUUUUGUAUUGAGGCCAAAACAAGAAACCUCGUGGUUGCCAGAUGGUUUCGAGGAACGGGUGGUCAAUACCAAAAUCGGUUUGUUGAUUAAAGGAUGGGUCCCCCAGCUCACCAUCCUGGAACAUUCAGCCACCGGUGGAUUCAUGACUCACUGUGGUACGAAUUCGGUUCUUGAAGCCAUCACUUCUGGCGUGCCAAUGGCAACAUGGCCUCUUUAUGCCGAUCAAUUCUACAACGAGAAAGUAGUGGAGGUUUCGGGAUUGGGAGUCAAAGUUGGGAUAGAAGUAUGGAAUAGUGGUCUCGAGAUCACCGGUCCUGUAAUAGGAAGCGCACAGAUUAGAGAAGCAAUUGAGAAACUAAUGAGUUAUUCUGAGGAUAUUAGGAUUAUGAGGGACAAAGCAACGGCUAUGAGCAAAAUGGCUAAGGAUGCAAUAAGUGAAGGUGGAUCUUCAUGGAACAAUCUCACCGAACUAAUUGAAGAUAUCAAAAAUUUUACCUUUUCAUCUACCAUGGCUUAAUAAUUUAUUCUUUUUCUUAAUUAAGCCACAUUAAUUAUUGAAACACUAAAUUUUUGAGAUCGCCAACUGGACGCCGUGAAAUUUCAUAGCGGUUCAAAGGUAAAACCUCUUAAUAAGCCCAAGUAUUGUACUUCGUGUUUUUGAUUUUUUUCACUUUGCAAUUACAACUAAGUUGAAGGGAUAUCCAUCCGAUGUCUUUAACUUGAUCAAGUGAACCCCAUUUUCCAUUUCAAA
Molecule: messenger RNA, 1997 nt
Organism: Capsicum annuum
Lineage: Eukaryota; Viridiplantae; Streptophyta; Magnoliopsida; Solanales; Solanaceae
Product: solanidine UDP-glucose glucosyltransferase 1
Exons: 1
Coding region: 210-1763 (517 amino acids)
Molecular function (GO): UDP-glycosyltransferase activity
Source: RefSeq, a predicted model, not a curated record